AUGGAUAUAUCGAAAGCUACAGGAGCAGACGAUAUUUCGGCUAAAGUCUUGAAGACUGCUGCUUCCUAUAGCAGCAACGUUGUAUCUAACAUAUCCAAUGCAUGCUAUCAGUAUGGUCGUUUUCCGUCGUCAUGGAAAACGGCCAGAGUGACACCAUUGUUUAAAGGCAGGUCCAAGACUGAUCGUGACAACAGAAGGGCAAUUUCCGUUCUGCUCUGCAUAUCAAAGGCGCAAGAAAUAUUUGCCAAUCUCGAUCUACAAGAAUUUGGAACGAAGAAUAAUCUUAUCGGCGACCAUCAAUUUGCGUACGCCAGAAACUCGCCAACUAUAGGAGCAUUUAUUAUUACCGUUGACUCGUGGAAGUUUGCUAUAGACAAGGGAGAGAAAGUUGUUUGCGCCUUCCUAGACUUGAAAAAGGCGUUUGACAUCACAGAUCAUGAUAUCCUGAUAAGCAAACUAUUGAAAACCCAAGUGAUAGGAAACGAACUGAAGUGGUUCACGAGUUAUCGACACGAAAGGAAGCAAUUUUACUUGUCUAGUUCGAAGGCGUGA
Molecule: messenger RNA, 552 nt
Organism: Paramuricea clavata
Lineage: Eukaryota; Metazoa; Cnidaria; Anthozoa; Malacalcyonacea; Plexauridae
Source: the annotation of a GenBank genome assembly